This is a messenger RNA of Tachysurus vachellii, 5845 nucleotides long. It is a transcript of the gene pcdh19, whose product is annotated as protocadherin 19. The record is from RefSeq and is a predicted model, not a curated record. The transcript is spliced from 5 exons. Lineage: Eukaryota; Metazoa; Chordata; Actinopteri; Siluriformes; Bagridae. Gene Ontology annotation, cellular component: plasma membrane. The coding region runs from base 955 to 4218 and encodes 1087 amino acids. Gene Ontology annotation, molecular function: calcium ion binding. Gene Ontology annotation, biological process: homophilic cell-cell adhesion.
UGAACUGCAGCUACUGUCUCGUUCGGAACUAACAAGCCUCCACAAACUGGAUAUUUUUUCACAUAGGCCGAAUCAACUUUGAAUAUAUUGAUGCCAUUAGAUUAAAUACGGAUUUUCACCAGUGACAUAUACUUUACAUUCUUUUUUCCUCAAGAAUUUGCGGCAAGAAAUCUGCCCGUGGCUUACAGCUGAAUCGCCAGGAGCUGUCUCGUCUGGGAGUAUUGGAGUACCGUGAAUCUUUCUUAAAUGGUUAUCACACGAUCAUCGUCAUUACCAAUAUUAGUCAUCGCUGUUCCUGUUUCUGAUCGAUUUUUUCGUCGGAUUACUAUUGAUCUGGAUUAUUUAUCGGUUCACUGGAUUUGUUCUUCCACAUAUAGGCCAAUAAUAGACUGGAGAGGAGAUUUUUACAUUGGGUUCUCUGGGCAUAACAGCUAGUCAGAAAACCAAUUAAUAAAAAAAAAAAAUAAAAGCGUGAUGAUGCGUUCGAAACGGAGCGUUAAAAUAAUUCAUGCAUCGCUCAGAGCUUAAUUUGUAGACCUUGAUAUCCGUGGCGACUGUUUUCCGCUUUGUCUUGAAAUGGUAGGCUCACGGUAGCUUUCUGUGAUAAAAUAUUGUAUAUGAUAUGCGCGAAUGCUGUGGGAAUAAUUGUUUGGCUUUUGUUUAUGCAGUCCUGUUCUCGUUCUAAGUAUGUAAGCAUUUCUUGCAGUGCUCAAAUAUCUAUAUUUUGGAUGACGUGAAAAAUGGCCAGAAAAAAAAUGAGAUGGAGUGACUGGAUGUUGUCCCUCAGUCUCAGCCAUUUCGAUGAAAUCAGAUUUUCUAAGGCCGUGUUUACGACAUCGUUUUUAUCUAUACAGAUUUCCGUAGGGAUGUCCGUCGGGCAGUUCCAGGCUAUAGCAUAAUCGACUAAUAAGUGAGAAAAGAAGGACAUCAACAGGUUUUCAUCGCUUUAAGGACAUGUAUUUCUUUCAAGUGAUUCUGUGCAUUGUGGCGUGUUGGAGCGGCACCGAGGCCGUUUUCAAUCUGAAAUACACAGUAGAGGAAGAAUUGCGAGCGGGAACGAAAAUCGCCAAUGUCACGGCGGAUGCGAAAGUGGCUGGGUUCGUACUCGGGAAUAGGCAACCUUUUUUACGAGUAAUCUCCAAUUCCGAACCACGAUGGGUAAACCUAAGCCCGGCAGGACUGCUCCUCACUAAGCAGAAAAUUGAUCGCGACGCUGUUUGCCGCCAGACGCCGAAGUGCACAAUUUCUCUGGAGGUAAUGUCCAACUUAAUGGAAAUAUGCGUGAUUAAAAUCGAGAUCCUGGACGUGAACGAUAACGCCCCCCGAUUCCCCACGAGCCAUAUCGACAUCGAGAUCUCAGAAAACGCCGCUCCAGGCACGCGGUUUCCCCUAGAGGGUGCAAGCGAUCCGGACUCGGGAAGCAAUGGCGUUCAAACUUACACCAUCACCCCCAACGAUAUUUUCGGCCUGGAGAUCAAGACCAGGGGAGACGGAUCUAAAAUAGCAGAGCUCAUAGUAGAAAAGACUCUAGACAGGGAGACGCAGUCUCAUUAUAAGUUUGAAAUCACAGCUGAAGACGGAGGGGAACCACCAAAAACUGGGAAUGUACAACUUAACAUCAAAGUAAUUGACUCCAAUGAUAAUAAUCCUGUGUUUGAUGAGCCUGUUUACACUGUUAAUGUGAUGGAGAAUUCUCCUCUAAAUACAUUAGUAAUAGACUUGAAUGCCACUGAUCCAGAUGAAGGAUCAAACGGUGAGGUCGUAUACUCAUUUAUUAAUUUUGUGUCCAACCUGACUAAACAAAUUUUCAAAAUUGAUCCCAAAACUGGUGUCAUAAGUGUUAAUGGAAUUUUAGACCACGAAGAACUGCAUGUACAUGAAAUAGAUGUGCAAGCCAAAGAUCUGGGUCCAAAUUCCAUUCCAGCUCACUGCAAAGUGAUUGUUAAUGUAAUAGAUGUCAAUGACAAUGCACCAGAAAUUAAGCUUUUGUCUGAAAACAGUGAGAUGGUAGAGGUCAGUGAGAAUGCACCUCUUGGAUAUGUCAUUGCACUGGUUAGAGUUUCAGACAGUGAUUCGGGUGCAAACGGCAAAGUGCAGUGUAGACUGCAGGGCAACGUGCCUUUCAGACUCAACGAGUUUGAGAGCUUCUCCACGCUACUUGUUGAUGGCCGACUAGACAGGGAGCAGAGAGACAUGUACAAUCUUACAAUCUUGGCUGAGGAUAGUGGUUAUCCCCCCCUGAGAAGUUCAAAAUCUUUUGCAGUUAAAGUAACAGAUGAAAAUGACAACCCUCCUUAUUUCACAAAGCCACAUUACCAAGCAAUGGUGUUGGAAAACAAUGUACCAGGUGCGUUCCUACUUGCAGUGUCUGCUAGGGAUCCUGACAUGGGAAUGAAUGGCACAGUGGCUUAUGAAAUCAUUAAGUCAGACGUUCGGGGAAUGUCAGUGGAGUCAUAUGUUACUGUAAAUUCAAAUGGUGAAAUUUAUGGGGUCAGGGCUUUUAAUCAUGAAGACACAAGGACAUUCGAAUUUAAGGUCUCUGCCAAAGAUGGGGGAGAUCCCUCCUUAACAAGUAAUGCUACUGUGCGCAUUGUUGUUCUGGAUGUAAAUGACAAUACACCUGUGAUGACAACCCCAUCGCUUAUUAAUGGCACUGCAGAAAUUUCAAUCCCCAAAAAUGCUGGAGCUGGUUAUUUGGUUACUCAAAUCAAGGCUGAUGACUAUGAUGAGGGUGAAAAUGGAAGACUGACAUAUUCCAUCUCAGAGGGAGACAUGGCAUACUUUGAAAUUGACCAGAUUAACGGUGAAGUGCGGACCACUAAAAUAUUUGGAGAAAACGCCAAACCCUCCUAUCAAAUCACUGUUGUGGCCCAUGACCAUGGCCAGACAUCUUUAUCUGCUUCUGCAUACAUCAUUGUCUACCUUUCUUCAGACCUUAACACACAGGAACAGAUUGGACCAGUAAACCUGUCCCUCAUCUUCAUCAUCGCUCUGGGUUCUAUUGCUGCAAUUUUGUUUGUCACAAUGAUCUUUGUAGCUGUGAAGUGUAAAAGGGAUAACAAGGAAAUUCGCACAUACAACUGCAGUUUUCUUUACUUGCGCAGGGUGGCAGAGUACUCAUAUGGAAACCAGAAGAAGUCGAGCAAGAAAAAGAAACUGAGCAAGAAUGAUAUUCGCCUGGUGCCACGUGACGUGGAGGAGACAGACAAAAUGAAUGUGGUGAGCUGCUCUUCCCUCACAUCCUCACUCAACUACUUUGACUACCACCAGCAGACACUGCCACUGGGUUGCAGACGCUCUGAGAGCACCUUUCUCAAUGUGGAAAGCCAGAACUCAAGAAAUUCUGCACCAAACCAUGGCUACCACCACACCUUUACCAGGCAAGGCCCACAGCAGCCUGAUCUCAUCAUCAACGGCAUGCCACUGCCAGAGACAGAGAAUUAUUCCAUUGACUCCAGCUAUGUAAACAGCAGAGCACAUCUCAUCAAAAGUACAUCAACAUUUAAGGACAUGGAGGGUAACAGCCUAAAGGACAGUGGUCAUGAAGAAAGUGACCAGACUGACAGCGAGCAUGAUGUACAAAGGGGCCAUUAUGCUGAUACAGCUGUGAAUGAUGCAAUCAAUAUGACUGUGACCCCCAGCAGCUGCCAGCUAUCAGAUCCAGUUCUUGCAGAAGGAUUCCACUGCCAGGACGAGUGUCGGAUCCUGGGCCACUCAGACCGCUGCUGGAUGCCACGUGUGCCAAUGCCAGCACAUAUCAAGUCACCUGAGCACAGUCGUGACAUCAUUGCCCUGUCUAUUGAGGCUACAGGCAUGGACGUGUCACAUUAUGAGGACUGUGGAACCACAAAAAGGACUUUUGCUACAUUUGGUAAGGAUGGGCCUGAAGAGGAGCCAAAAAGCAAGAGGACAAAUGCGAUGACCACAGGCAUUUGCAGCCCUAAAGCUAACAGUGGUAUUCGUGAGGCUGGAAAUGGGCGUGAAGCCAUCAGCCCCAUAACUUCACCUUCACAUGGUAAGAGUCCGCAGUCCAAACCACCAACCGGCUACAACGCAUUGAAAUACUGCGAUGUUGACCGCAUUGCAAACCACGGUCUGCUGCGACAGCCAGAGGGCAAAGACAGUGAGACGGCCAUGCGUGAGAUCAACAUAAUACUGAAGGAUGAGCGGGAGAAGGAAUCUCCUUGUAGUACGCGCCUGAAGGACAUUGUGCUUUAACUAGCUUGCAGAUAGCCACACCUAGACUGCAAAUGCUGUUCUGAGUGUGUGUUUAUCUGGGACUGAAAGAAGGGGUUAUUGAUUCUCUAGGGAUAGAAAAUGCAUACUUUUAUUAGGUACCAAGAAAGUGUAUGCAGGUCUAAAAUGUGUCUGCCAGACUAAUUGAGAAACUAUGCUUUGUAGUAACAGGAAUUGUCUUGUUUUUCUUCUGAUUCUCUUUUGGCAAACAGUGGACAUGCAGGUCAGUGUUAAUCCUUAAGGGGGAAAGACCUAUUCAUGGACCAGGAGUGCAAUCAUAAUAGACUGCUUUUAGAUAAUAUUUUUUUUUUUGAGUGUGCAGUUUGCUUCAGCUGCCAAAUGGUCCCACUGUACCCAGAGAGAAUAAUCUAUUGUUCUGGAGACUUUCCAAUGUCCUGCACUGCCCAGCUCAAAUCUCCCAGCAUUGGUUGUACAUGAAUAUAAGAAUGCUCUGCAAGUACACAUUUCUUUAUUUCUUUCCUCAUCCAAGAGGAGAAUGCUGUUCAAGUUUCCUCAAAACAUUUCAAUAUGUUUAAUAUGAGUAAAUAAAAUUGUUAUAUGUGUUUAUUAGGACAAAUUAAGCUAACUCUCACAAUUCUCUGGUGUGGUGCAUUGUGAUGUGGUCUUGUUUUUUCACUUGCUUUUUUGUUUCAUUUUAUUUAUUUAUUUAUUAAUUUUUUACUUAUCUAUGGGACUAGGAUAGAGGGGGUCAUAGCUCAUGUACAGGGGUUACUGUAGACAUUUUUAAUAACCUGUUGUAAUGUGACAAUCCCUUUAAUGUUUUGAUCCAAGAAAAAAAAUACACGCUGGUAUUCAAAUAAAGUUACGGUAGCAUUUGUUACAUACUCUCUAAACAAAGAAAUGUGAAAAUAUAUUUUAUAAAUAAUUAAAAAUAUCUAAUAUUAUUUACUGCUGUUGUUUUAUCAGCAAAAUACACUUGAUAGGCUUUUUGAAAGACAGAAUACUUUUGCUUUCAGCUGAUCUUAGAUUUUUAUUUAAUGUGUUAUCCCUGUUUAUUUCAGUCUUGUACAAAGUUUCUUAUUGGUCAGUUCUUGUGCAAUUAAGUUUAUAUGUGGGGAAAAUACAGGGAAAAGGCAAAAAGCACUAAAAGUUGUGCAUCAGCUCAAUGAGCUUAGAGUGUUGUAGGAAAAGAAAUGUUAAAAAUGAAAAAGUAAUCCACUUGUCACUGGUUGUUGCUCAUUGUUAAAAUGCACUUAAUGACAUGGAUCAGGCCUGUUUUUGUAGUAAGGAAAGGUACUCUACUUACCAGUGAAGUACUAUCUGGGGCACUCAAUAUAUUUCAUGGGUAUUAACUUUUAUGUAGCUACAUUCGUCUGAAUAGAUUUGAAAAGCAUUCCAGUUAUGACUAGUACAGUGAUGCCAGUAUGUAUUUUAUUGACAGGAUUGCAUAAAUUAGUUGGAAAUGUUGGAAUGGAAGGUGGUGUAAUUAAAAAUUUGAAAACUGUUUGAGGAUCGGUUGAGGUGGUUAAAAUGCAAAUUAUAUAGAUCCUGUACCUGAAUGUCUUUGCUGGUUUUAACAACAGUGAGAACACUGAAUUAUCACUGAAUGUACAUUGUGGAUUAUUAUUAAACUAUUAAAUGUUGUCCA